CGGGCGGCGUUUCCGCUGCUCCCGGGGCGCUCCCAGCCGCUGCCCGGAGCCUCUUCUGCUCGCGUCCCCGGCCCGGCCCGGCUCCCUGCGAGGCUCGGCGCGCUUAGGUCCCGGCGGCACCCUCGGUUCGGCAUCCCGCUGCCUGGACCCGAGCAGUCGCCAUGGCACAGGUUCUUAAAGGCACCGUGACUCCCUUCCCUGGAUUUGAUGAGCGGGCUGAUGCAGAAGUUCUUCGGAAGGCCAUGAAAGGCCUGGGCACUGAUGAGGAGAGCAUCUUGACUCUGUUGACAUCUCGCAGUAAUGCUCAGCGCCAGGAAAUCGCCGCGGCUUUUAAAACUCUAUUUGGCAGGGACCUUCUGGAUGACCUGAAAUCAGAACUGACUGGAAAAUUUGAAAAAUUAAUUGUGGCUCUGAUGAAACCCUCUAGGCUUUAUGAUGCCUAUGAACUGAAGCAUGCUCUUAAGGGAGCUGGGACAAAUGAAAAAGUGCUGACAGAAAUUAUUGCCUCAAGGACACCUGAAGAAUUGAGAGCCAUAAAACAAGUUUAUGAAGAAGAAUAUGGCUCAAGCCUGGAAGAUGAUGUGGUGGGGGAUACCUCAGGCUACUACCAGAGGAUGUUGGUGGUUCUCCUUCAGGCUAAUAGAGACCCUGAUGCUGGAAUUGAUGAAGCACAAGUUGAACAAGAUGCUCAGGCUUUGUUUCAGGCUGGAGAACUGAAAUGGGGGACAGAUGAAGAAAAGUUUAUCACCAUCUUUGGAACACGAAGUGUGUCUCAUUUGAGAAGGGUGUUUGAUAAAUACAUGACUAUAUCAGGAUUUCAAAUUGAGGAAACCAUUGACCGGGAGACUUCUGGUAAUUUGGAGCAACUACUCCUUGCUGUUGUGAAAUCUAUUCGAAGUAUACCUGCCUACCUUGCAGAAACCCUCUACUAUGCUAUGAAGGGAGCAGGGACAGAUGAUCAUACCCUCAUCAGAGUCGUGGUGUCCAGGAGUGAGAUUGAUUUGUUUAACAUUAGGAAGGAGUUCAGGAAGAAUUUUGCCACCUCUCUUUAUUCCAUGAUUAAGGGUGAUACAUCUGGGGACUAUAAGAAAGCCCUCUUGCUGCUCUGUGGAGGAGAAGAUGACUGAGGCAUCAGCCAGAGAGAGAUCUUACGCUGUGCCUGCCACCGCCACUUUGACCUUCGUUCACAGCUUGCUGCACUUUUUAUAUGCCAGUGCUUGACACAUUGCCUUAUUCACGUAGUGUGCUAAUAACCAAAGCAUACAUGCUGCAGAAGAAAAAUAACGGUGCUUCUUUCUUAUGUUCAAUUAAGAUCUUUCUCUUUGUCUGUUGUAGUACUAAAGUGUACUUACGUUAUUAAAGUCUAAAGUCUGGGUCAUUUAGAUUUUCUUUUAAAAGAUCAGACUGCUUUUAGCCUUUUUAAAAAAACUUCAUUUAUAUUAAAUUGAAAACUGUAUUUCCUUAAUCGGAAUCUUAGCCUUAAAAUUAUGAAAUCCUGGAAGUGUUAUUAAUCAAGUUUGCUACUAAAUUAAACCUGAAAAAUUAUGGUGGUUGCAUUCAAAAGAUUAGUAAGAAAUAAACAUUUCCUUCCCCCUGAA
This is a messenger RNA of Nyctereutes procyonoides (raccoon dog), 1598 nucleotides long. RefSeq names its product annexin A5 (gene ANXA5). Gene Ontology annotation, molecular function: calcium ion binding; calcium-dependent phospholipid binding. The transcript has 13 exons. The coding region runs from base 162 to 1127 and encodes 321 amino acids. Gene Ontology annotation, biological process: negative regulation of coagulation. Lineage: Eukaryota; Metazoa; Chordata; Mammalia; Carnivora; Canidae. The record is from RefSeq and is a predicted model, not a curated record. Gene Ontology annotation, cellular component: cytoplasm.